This is a messenger RNA of Solanum stenotomum, 1167 nucleotides long. RefSeq names its product 25.3 kDa vesicle transport protein-like. Gene Ontology annotation, biological process: vesicle fusion with Golgi apparatus; endoplasmic reticulum to Golgi vesicle-mediated transport; retrograde vesicle-mediated transport, Golgi to endoplasmic reticulum. The record is from RefSeq and is a predicted model, not a curated record. Gene Ontology annotation, molecular function: SNAP receptor activity. Lineage: Eukaryota; Viridiplantae; Streptophyta; Magnoliopsida; Solanales; Solanaceae. Gene Ontology annotation, cellular component: Golgi membrane; endoplasmic reticulum membrane; ER to Golgi transport vesicle membrane. Bases 163 to 819 code for a protein of 218 amino acids. The transcript is spliced from 6 exons.
GAAAAGAAAAAACAAAAAAAUAAAAAACUUUUUUUUUUCGUUUUCUCCCAAAUCUCUGGAAAAAAUCUUGUAAUAUUGAUUAAAAAAAAAAAAGAAGCGAAGAUCAUCGAUCCAGCAGCAAAGUCAAUACGCUUAUGAUUGUUGUAUGCUUGUGAAAGCAAGAUGGUGAAGUUGACUAUGAUUGCUCGUGUGACUGAUGGUCUUCCUUUAGCGGAGGGGCUGGAUGAUGGCCGUGAUAUUCAAGAUGCAGAUUUCUACAAACAGCAAGCCAAGUCCUUGUUUAAGAACCUCUCUAUGGGCCAGAUUGAGGCAUCAAGGAUGUCUGUAGAAACUGGGCCUUAUAUUUUCCAUUAUAACAUUGAAGGCCGUGUUUGUUAUUUGACAAUGUGUGACCGCUCUUAUCCCAAGAAACUUGCUUUUCAAUACCUAGAAGACCUCAAGAAUGAGUUUGAGCGUGUCAAUGGGAGUCAAAUCGAAACUGCUGCUAGGCCAUAUGCUUUUAUUAAAUUUGAUACAUUCAUACAGAAGACAAAGAAACUGUACCAGGACACCAGAACUCAGCGCAAUAUUACAAAGUUGAAUGAUGAACUCUACGAAGUUCAUCAGAUAAUGACUCGAAAUGUACAAGAAGUUUUAGGUGUUGGUGAAAAGUUGGAUCAGGUCAGUCAGAUGUCCAGUCGCUUGACAUCAGAAUCCCGCAUUUAUGCUGAUAAAGCAAGAGAUUUAAACCGUCAGGCUCUGAUUCGGAAAUGGGCACCCGUGGCUAUUGUCAUUGGAGUUGUUAUUCUCCUCUUCUGGGCGAAAAAUAAGAUAUGGUGAUGCGACUAUACCAUAUGCAACUUAGAGAAGUGUUGUUACUCUUUGAUACUUACUGAUUUUGCAACAUCAAACUGUUUGGCAACCGAUAGACCACUUAACAUUUCAAGGUGGCUACCGUGUUGUGCGCGCAAUGAAGAGAGUUUUUUGGCAGAUGAGACACUCAAGCUAUGAGUUUGAUAAUGUAAGACAGAUAAACCAUGAUGAGCCAUGUUGGUAAACAUUGACAAAACGAUAUUAAUCUUAAUCCUCUCAGCAUAUUUUGCCUUGCUUAACUUCAAAAUUCGAAGUGCAACAUAUAUUGUAGUGCUGAGUUGAUCAGUUGCAACUUUUGAUAUAUUAAAAUACAGC